Messenger RNA from Bacillus rossius redtenbacheri, 1054 nucleotides. RefSeq names its product putative acyl-CoA-binding protein. The transcript is spliced from 4 exons. Gene Ontology annotation, biological process: fatty acid metabolic process. Gene Ontology annotation, molecular function: fatty-acyl-CoA binding. The coding region runs from base 480 to 815 and encodes 111 amino acids. Lineage: Eukaryota; Metazoa; Arthropoda; Insecta; Phasmatodea; Bacillidae. The record is from RefSeq and is a predicted model, not a curated record.
GAGAGAAAAACGAUAUGAAGUUAUCAGACAUAUGACAGUGGGAAGCCUUUUUUUCACAAACGAGAGAGCCAAAACCCGAAGUUCCCCGAAGUUCAUGUUUUUUUACGUAUCUUUAAUGUAGCUAUCCUAACCAAAUCAACCGUCCACAAUGUUUUAAAGCAUUUAUAAUGUAGCUAACCUAACCUAAUUGACCAUUAGUAUUCUUUUAUAAACACCGCCAUAUUUAUUUACAAUAUUACAAUGAACAAAAAAACAACCGAAGAUGCACGAUUGGGCGUUUGGUUCUCUCGUCUGUGAAAGAAGGCUUCACGUCAGUGAUAUGUUGUUUUGUGUGGUAUUGGGCGUUGAUUGGGCGUAAGGGGUCAAAUGAGCAAGGCUAAAGAUAAGCGGUUAAGCUUCGAGUGAUAACUUUUGAAAUUUGUUUUCUAAAGCCACUGAUAAGCUAUAAUCACCGGACGUUGCUGCUGCAGCUGUUCACGAUGUCUGUAGACGAGGUAGUUGUGGGAAGCAGUGGUUGGCGAGCGGCUGGUUGCAGUUGGCAGCACUGUGACUUGCUCCAGGAGUUCGCCAAGGCAGCGCAGGACGUGCAGAACCUGAAGGCCGUCCCCUCGGACACGGAGCUGCUGGAGAUAUACGCUCUCUACAAGCAGUCCACGGUGGGCGACGUCAACACAGCGCGGCCGGGCAUGCUGGACUUCAAGGGCAAGGCCAAGUGGGACGCGUGGGAGGGCAAGAAGGGCAUGUCCCAGGACUCCGCCAAGCAGGCGUACGUGGCCAAGGUGCAGCACCUCAUCCAGACGCACGGCCUCAAGUGACGGCCUCCGGUCGCUCUUCAGCUGUUACAAACCAACCAGCAAUUAUGAUUUAUAUCGGCCAGCUUUUUCAUGGCUCCACAAACAAUGUGUUUGGUGAUAAGAGAUUUGGAAUAAUAAAUAUGCAACACAUUUACAAGCAAUAACAUUUAAGCUUUAACGUGAAAGAGUUUUGUGAAUGGGAGUCUUUGUUUUUUGUUAUAUUCAUGUUAUGUCUUUGAAAUAAAUGUAGUCUAGUCUUA